This is a messenger RNA of Closterium sp. NIES-65, 2658 nucleotides long. Lineage: Eukaryota; Viridiplantae; Streptophyta; Zygnematophyceae; Desmidiales; Closteriaceae. The record is from the annotation of a GenBank genome assembly.
AUGCCAGGCUGCAGUGCGUCUUCUCGCGCCUCGCCCGCAUCAGACGAUGACGAUUCCCCUAAUGGAUUUGAUUCCCUUCACAGCAGUUACUGGAUGCCCACCUCCUGCCCUCCCACUCUCUCCGCCCCCUGCUCCCUCACUCACCCCGUCCUCUUCCUUGCCUCCUACCCUCUCCCUCCUGCUCCCAAUAAGCCACCAUUUCUACCGCACAGCUUCCUCUUCCCGUCCCAUAAACACUCACUCCGCCUCCCGCAGUCUGCCCUGCAUUCAGCGCCCUCAACAUCAUCACCAGUAGCAAGCCUUCCGCUGCCUCACGCGCCCACCCCUUCUUCGCCCAGCCUUGUACGUUUCCACUCACAUCACGCGCACAACAAGCUCGUGGAGGCUCCACAGCCACGGAAGUUCCCAGGAGAUGGACGUGCGGGGGAUGAAGGGAGAGUAGUAGGGGGUGCAAUUAGGACAGAAGCAGUGCCUGAUGCGACACUGGCUCUGCAGCAGGGGCCCGGAGGACGGGAGCCGGGGCUUGGUGCUGAACUGGCACUUGCACAAUCAAUGGGGCAGAUGCGGGAAAGAGAUGGUCACUGUGUUGGCAAUGGUGGUGAUACCAGUGACAGUGACAGUGACAGUGACAGUGACAGUGACUGUAGAAGUGGUGACUGGGAGCAUGAUGAGGAGACAGGGCAGGAAAGCGGCAGCUGCGGCAGAGAGAGAGUGAGGAAGGAGGAAGCAGAGCGGGUGGAGCGCAUGUGGUCAUUCAUCCGCCACCAUCCUCCCUCUCUCCCUCUCAUGCCUCGCCUCCUCUCCUGGCGCCUCCCACCUGACCGCUUCCCUCCCACAACCCCCUCCCGUCCCACCAAUCCCACCAUUGCUGCGCAAGCGAGCCAUGGCAUCGCACGUCUCAGCAGCAGCAGUGGCAGUAACGGCACUAGUGGUGCAGUGUUGGACCGGCGACUCGUGAUGCUGCUGGUGCGGCGGCUGAAGGAGAGGCAGCGAAACCAGCAAGCUCUCGAGCUGCUCCAAUGGCACAUGGCCCGCCUCUCCGCACACCACUCGCCACACAGUCUGCAUGAGCAUGAGCAGGGGAGCGAGUCAAGCCACACAGACGUGGAGAGGGAGGACCCGGAGUGGGAGGUGUGUGAGCUGAUCGAUGGCUUGGCUCGCUGCGGCAGAUGGAGCGACGCCAGAGACGCCUUCCUCUCCCUGCCAUGCCACGCCCGCUCUCACAAGGCGUACAGUGGAGUGUUGUACCAGCUGGCGCGCACGGGCCGGCACAGCCAGUUGCAGGAGGAGCUGCAGUGGCUGCAGCAGGCAGCAGGGGCGGCGGCGCUGGGUGUGAGCGCAUUCAACGCGCGCCUGCUCGCCCUCUCCACCCUGCCGUCGCGUCUAGCUUCGGCUGAUUCAUUGACACAGAGGAUGGAUGACGUCAUGGAAGAGAUGAGGGUGAAGGGCGUCGCCCCCUCCCUCUUCACCUUCCACAUCCUGCUGCGCCACUGCCUGCACCACCCUCCUCACGCACCCACGUCCUCUCCUGACCGCCUCAACGCCCUCCUACACGCCAUGCAGCAGCACCACCGCCUGCUCCCCUCCGCGCAAACCCACUCCAUCCUGCUCCAAGUGUUCCUUCACACCGGGCAGCUGGGCCGCGCAGAAAAAUAUUUCCACGCCAUGCUGGGGGAUGGCAUGGCACCGUCCACUGCUGCUUGUGCUGCGUUGUGGAUGGCAAUGGGGCGGGCGGGGAAGGGGGGGCGUGGGGGGGAGGUGGAGGGGAUGUGGAGGAGGGUGGGUGGGAUGGGGGUGAGGGUGACUAGACCCAUGCAUGUGGCGCGCAUAGCAGCGCAUGUGGCGGCUGGUGACAUAGCCAUGGCAGAAGAGGCGUUCUCCUCUCUGCAUGCCUGCAUCCGUCGCCUGGACCUGGAUGCCUGCAACGCGCUUCUCAAGGGGUACACUCGAGCUAACAUGCCAGAUGCUGCACUGCGAUUGGUUGAUGACAUGCACCGGGCUGGCAUUCCGUGCGGCACGGCCACACUAUCCCUCCUCCUCUCCUGCCUCUCUCGCUCCCACCGCCUCUCCCAUGCCACCGCCCUUCUCUCUCAACUGGUCACCACUCCUGAGACUCCUGUAACCGUUCACCUUCCUGCCACCACCAAUCCAUUGACUUGUCCAUUUCAUCCCGAAUCCCUGCCUGGGUCCGUGCAUCAGCGUUUGUCACCUCCUGCUACUCCUCGUCACACCCGUCCCUCCCACCACCCCCCUCACCCCCACGGCUCACACCCCUCCACGCCCCCAGCCGCCAUCAAGCGGCGCACGCUGCGGGGGCUGAUGGAGGCACUCAAAGCAGAGGGGCACGUGGAGGGCGUGAGGCAGGCCAUGCAGGCAGGCGAGGCCAUGUGGGGCCGCGGUGAGGUGGCCUGGUACAAGAUGCUCAUAGGGGCCAUGCUGCGACGCGCUGAGGUGCCUGCAGGGAAAGGUGGAGGAGGGGAGGGGGAGGGUAUCAGUGGGGGGAGGUGGGAGGAGGCGGCGAGGGAGGUAGAGGAGGAGAUGCGGGUGAAGGGAGUGAGGGCGGACCAUGAGGUGAGAGGGCUGCUCAGGAAGCUGAGAGGCGUUGCGGAUGUGCAGCAAGGGAGAGCAGCACGUGGGGAUGAUGUGCGUGUGGAGUAG